UAUUCAACAUGGCGAUGGUAGUGUGAAACUCAGGAAUAGAAUUUGUGUACACGUACCAGCUUGAACUUUAUUUAAACCAGUGAAAAUGGUAAGGUCUCAGUCAAAAAUCUAGGAUUUACAUUUGGAGCAAUGAUAGAAGAGUGUUCAGUCACUUCACCAACUUCUCGGAAUAUGCAGGAAGAGUUCCCAAAGAAGAAUCAGUCCUCUUGUUCAUUGUACACUGAAGAGGAACUUGAAGGUGUUAGUACUUCCAGUUCUCUGAAAAAACGUAAUUCUGCUCGUUCCACUGAAAUUGAUUUUUCUGAAGUUAGUUCAACUUCUGAGAAUACUUAUCAAGGUCUAAGUACUUCAAGCAAAGGUAUAUGUAUGGACUUGUAUGAAGAAGAUAUUCCAAAGUCAAAUUCUAAUGUACCAGUUGUAUUUAAUGAUGGGAAUACUGAUGAGAAACCUAAGAAGUUGUCACUUGUGGAAUAUGUGGACAGUGGAAAUAAUACUGAGGAAGACAUGGUAAAUUCAAGUGGACUAACCCAAGAUAAAUCUAUAAAGACUAGAGUAGAUAAGUCAAAUCAAGAUACUUCCAAGUUUCAGUGUAGCAGCAUUGCAGAGGUUAUCACAUCAAAUGAAACUCCCAGCAAGAAUGAAACUUGUAGCAGUGGAGUUGCAUUUGAUGUCCUUCUUUCUGAUGACAAAACAUCACCUAAAGAAGGUGACUUGGAUGUUAAAUCUCUGCUUAAUGACAGUCGUACAAAAAGGGACACAGCAAAGGAGGAUGGUCAACUUUCUGCUUCAGAUUCUAGUGACACUGAAAAGUCUUCUGACAGCAACAAGGCUGACUCCAAGAAAUCUAAGAAAGACAGAGGCAAAAAGAAGGAUAAGAAGAAAAAGAAAAAGAAACACAAGAAACAGAAGCAAGGGGUUGAAAGGGAAGCAGCACCUGGUAACAGAGAUGGUGAUGAAAAGAAAGAGGGGAAUGAAAGCACAACCCAAAGUAAAGGUAGAGGCAAAAGUAGGAGUCACAGUAGAAGCAAACCUGAAAGCCAAACAAAAAGCUCAGAAAAAAGCGAGAAGCCACUGGCUGUGAAGCAAUCCAGAAGUAGAAGUAGAGAAAGAUUUGCAAGGCAUCAUGGUCGCAGCAGGAGUAGAUCACGUGAAAAUGAUAGAAAGUUGAAGCAUCGUAGAGAGAGAUCAAAAAGAUCCAGAAGCUGUUCAUCAAGUAAGAGACGUUCACCAGCAAGGAUAAAUAGACUCUCCAAAUAUCAGUCAUCCAGGAGUAGAUCUCGGAAUAGAAGUAAGACACCAUCAAUGAAGAGGAGAGAAAGGAACCGGUCAAAUUCCAGGACAAGAUCAUACAAAAGAGAUUAUCCUUCAUCUAGAAAAAGGAAAUUAUCCCGAAGCCCUUCACCUCGUAAGCAUAAAGAUAACAGAAAAAGUAGAUCAACCGAGAGACAUUCCCAUUCUUCAGAAAGAAAAGGUGCUCCUCCUGUGAAAAACAGGAGGUCCCAUAAUGAUAAAAAUAGUUUAUCUCCAAGAAGAUCAAAAUCUCCAAAUAGAAAGGAUCAUAAAAGCAGAUCUUCACCCUCAAGAAAGCUGUCGCAUCGCACCUCUUCAGCAUCAGACAGUCUUGACUCAGGACACUUUACAAACAUUCCUUUAACUCAGCUAAACAAACAAGAUGAUCCAGUGGCUGGCAUAAAAGAAACAGAAAAAAAGAUGCUAGGAGUAGAACUUGCAAAAGAAUCCAGUGUUCCACCAAAAUCUGAAGCAGAUGUGCAGAAGCAUCUCUCUCCUUCGGACAGUCCUCUGAAAGCAUGGGAAGAUGAAUUUGAUUUUGUUUUCACUGAGCGGCUGUCGCCCAAAGAUGGAACUGAAAAGACUGUAGAAGAUGUUCUUUUUGGAAAAGAAAUAGCAGAUUUUAAGACUCCUGACACCCUCAAAAGUAAAGCUACCAAAGAAAGUGUCAAAAGUAAUAGCAGCAGAGUAUCAAUUGCUAAGGAAGCCAAAGAGGAAGCACAUAAUGAGGAAAAGAAAGAGUUGGAAGAGAAAAAAAGGCAGCAGUUUAAAGAACAUAAUUCUAAAUCCAAGCAAGGAAAUUCUAAGGUUGAAGAUGCUGAGAACACUCCAAAUGUGGUAAAGUUAGAUGAUAGCAUUGGUGAAGUGAAAGUAGCAAAAAGCAAUUGUGUAAAAACAUGUAACACCAAAGGUGUCAAAAGGACUUCUGAUGAUAGCAGUGUAAAUCAGGGGGCAGAAGAGCCUGGGAAAUCAGCCUUCAUGCCUUCAAAGUUUGAAUCUAUUCCAUUCUUAGGGGACACUCCACCUGGUCCCAUCCCAGAAAUCAGAGAACCUCAACACCCAAUAAUCCCAGCUCCAUCUCAGCUGGGGCUUUUGGGACCUCAUCCAGGAGGUAGGGGUCUCUUACCAACCCCUCCAUUUCCUGCCCACCCUUGGGCGGGCCCCAAUAGUAUAGUGCAUGGUGUUGGUCUUAACAUACCUAAGGGUUCUCAAGGCCUUUUACCUACACCUGGGACACUUGCCAACCUGCCCUCUAAGGAUGGUGACAUGGAUAAGACAAGGAAAAACUUAAGUUCCAGUCCAAUGGACAUGGAGAUGUCAUCACCAGAAGGGGACAUCAUUGACAAACUUAAUGAAGAAUUCUGGAGACAGCAGCAACAGCAAAAUCAAGACAAUGCAAAGGUCACAGACCUUGAGGGGAAAGGACAAAUGUCAGUAGACUCUACUGUGAAUGACCAAUACUUGUUUGAUGAACCAUAUGAGCCUGAAACUGGUAUUUUGAUCUGUGAAGAAUUUGAAGAGGAUUUAGACAGCAUAACUGAUCCCAUUGAAAGGAAGAAACAAGAGAAAAAGCAGCAAAAAGAGAAAACUAAAGUGCAGGAGGUGAUAGACAGGCUCCAUCGCCAGGCCAGAGUGGAGGAAGAAGUGAAACAUGUUCUCAAAGCAUACUAUAAACACAAGGACAUUAGCAAAGAACAGUAUAAGAGUGUUCUCAGAAGAGCUGUUCCACAGAUCACAAACUCUAGCAGUGCCAUUGACCCGGAGAGAAUCAGAUCAUUUGUGAAAAAGUGCAUAGCAAAGAUGAAGAAAAAGCGCCUUGAUUCUUAAUUUGCGUCCGGCACAAACAGUUGUUUUUUUUGUUUUUUUUUUUUGCAGCAAAUGUUCUUUUAUUGGAUGUAUUGGCUAUUACCGUGCCAUCUUUUUCCCAAAAAUACAGUUAGUGCUUUCUAAGAAGGUCAAAAUAAAAAUUAUAUUCAAAAGGAAAGAGGAUGGAGGAAUAUUAACAUGAAUUGCUUAUGCGAUACUUCGUAAUUCAUGCUCAAUUUUUCAACAUAAACGCGACUUUUUUCUCGUGCGAAUCAAACAAAGCAACUAAAGGAUGGGCUCUUUUUAAUGAUGUGUCUCAAUGAUUGUUUCCUCGCUAAGUUUAGAACAUUCCUUAGCUAGCCACAUUGUAUUGUACAGUGGUUGCCUUUAGAUGAAGCCGGCAUUGUAGCGUGACAUUGUGUUGACGGUAGUUUUCCUAAAGUUAUCUUUCUUAACCAAUGAUUGCUCGUAUAAAACUGUGUCUGUGAGAUGUAAAUGUUUUUUUCCAUUCUCAAUUUCGUCAAGUUGGUUGUAUUUCGGUUCUAUAAUUAUGUACAACUUGGCAGUUUCAAAACUUAUGGAAGGAAGCUGGACAAUACUUCACAACAAUAAUAAUAAAAAAAAAACGUAAAGGGUUUGUAAAGCUGACGUUUUCAGCGUUAACCCUUGGCUUCAGCUCA
This is a messenger RNA of Stylophora pistillata, 3776 nucleotides long. RefSeq lists its product as uncharacterized. NCBI's taxonomy places the organism in Eukaryota, Metazoa, Cnidaria, Anthozoa, Scleractinia, Pocilloporidae. The record is from RefSeq and is a predicted model, not a curated record. Gene Ontology annotation, molecular function: RNA polymerase II C-terminal domain binding.